Danaus chrysippus (African queen) is the source of this 2043-nucleotide messenger RNA. The record is from the annotation of a GenBank genome assembly. Lineage: Eukaryota; Metazoa; Arthropoda; Insecta; Lepidoptera; Nymphalidae.
AUGAAGCUUAAGAAUAAAAAACCAGCUACGCCGGUAGCUGAACAUUCAGAUUCCGAAGAAGAAUUGGACCCUGAGGCACAUAAAAAAUCGUUACAAAAAUUGAAAAAGAUCGAUCCAGACUUUUACAAUUUCCUAGAAGAGAACGAUGAAAAUUUAUUGAACUUCGAGGAUGAUUCUGACGAAAAUUCUGACAAAGAAAAUGACGAUGAAGACUCAGUGCAUGUUCCUGGUCCUAUCACGGGCGACAGCGAUGAAAGUGAUUUUGAGGAUGAAAAUGCUAAAUCUGUUAGUGGGAGAGUCACACUUAAAAUGGUGUCUCAGUGGCAGACAGAACUGCAAAGUGAAGGUAAAAUGAAAAUAACAGUUCUCAGCCAAGUUAUUAAGGCCUUUAAUGCUGCCAUGCUGAGAGCCACUAGUGAAGACGGGGAAUCAAAAGGGGAAUUAAAAGUUGAAGGUUCAUCAGUGUUCAAUGCAGUAAUACAAAUGUGUGUAUUAUAUUUACCCAAUGCCAUAAAGAGAUACUUGGGUAUGGAACAGAGCGGCAAAGAUCCACAGAAAUGCAAACAUUUCGUGAAAUUGAAAGGUCCUCUAGUUGCAUAUUUGAAGGACUUAUUAAAAUUAUUGAGCAAUGUUUCAUCAGAGAACAUUCUUACUGUUCUUUUAAAACAUUUGCAUCAACUGUCAGUGUAUGUUGCCUGUUUCAACAGCAUCUCCAAACAGGCUCUUAAAAAAUUAAUACCUCUAUGGAGCAGUAGCGAAGAAACUGUGAGAGUGUUAUCUUUUUUGUGUAUAUUGAGGAUAACAAGGAACCAACAAUCAUCCCUACUAGAUCUCGUUCUAAAGGCCAUGUAUAUGACAUAUGUGAAAAACUGCAAAUUCGUCAGCCCUACUACAUGGCCCGGAAUAAACUUUAUGAGACGAUCCCUCGUCGAGAUGUUCUCUUUAGACCUUAAUGUGUCUUACCAACAUGUAUUUUUAUACAUCCGACAGCUAGCAAUACAUUUACGAAAUGCUAUUGUUGUACAAAAAAUUGAAAACAGACAAGCUGUAUACAAUUGGCAGUUUGUGAAUUCUCUUCAUCUAUGGGCUGAUUUGAUAUCGGCAACUUCAAAUAAGCCACAACUACAGCCACUGCUUUACCCUUUGGUUAUGGUGAUAACAAAUACCAUAAAAUUGGUACCAACACACCAAUAUUAUCCAUUAAGAUUCCACUGUGUUGAGAUAUUAAUUAGUCUUUCAAAGGAAACUGAUACCUUUAUACCAAUUCUUCCAUUCAUUGUUGAGGUUUUAACAGCAUAUGAUUUUAAUAAGAAAAACAAGAAAGUGUCAAUGAAGCCAUUAGACUUUUCGUGUAUAUUAAGAUUAGCAAAAUCGCAGCUUAUGGAAAAUGGUUUCAAAGAUUCCGUCAUUGAUAGACUGUAUGCCCUGCUAUUGGAGUAUACAGCUAAUAUUUCAAAUAGCAUUGCCUUUCCAGAUAUCAGUCUGCUUGCAAUAAUACAGAUGAAGCAAUUUUUGAAAACAUGCUCCGUCGCGAAUUAUACGAAAAGGAUAAGACAGCUUUUGGAAAAGAUAGAAGAGAACUCUAGGUUCAUUGAACGUGAACGAGGUCAAAUAACAUUCGGUUUGAACGAAAUAAAAAUGGUAUCGGCUUGGGAGUCUAGAAUAAAAGCUAAAGGCACACCACUGAUGACGUUCUACGAGAGUUGGAAUAAGGUUAAUAGAAUACAGAAAAGAAAGAAGAUCACCAAUAAUGAUGAAAUUGCCGGCGACUUACCAAUGAUUAAGAGACCUAAGAUUCCUGAAACAGAAGAAAAAGUUGCUAAGCCUGAAAAUGCAGGACCAAUGGUUCUAUUUCCAUCUGACAGUGAAGAUGGAAAUGUUGAUUUCAAAGUGGAUGGAGAAGAAGAGAAUUUAAGCAAACCGAAGAAGAAAAAGCUUAGAAAGAAAAAGAAUAAAACACAGAAGCAAGAGAAGAAUCUACCAGAAGUAGAAGUACCGGACAAUGGUGAUGUUGUUCAAGAUUUCAAUGUCAGUGACUGGUGA